Molecule: messenger RNA, 803 nt
Organism: Carassius auratus (goldfish)
Lineage: Eukaryota; Metazoa; Chordata; Actinopteri; Cypriniformes; Cyprinidae
Product: transcription elongation factor 1 homolog
Exons: 4
Coding region: 136-387 (83 amino acids)
Biological process (GO): transcription elongation by RNA polymerase II
Cellular component (GO): transcription elongation factor complex
Molecular function (GO): RNA polymerase II complex binding
Source: RefSeq, a predicted model, not a curated record
AACGCUUUUUUGAAGGCCCUUUGACCGACCGGAAGUACAUCUUCUGUUUACUCUUUGUAGUCAGUGAGCUGUAGCCAGUAACGUUAGCUUGUUUUCGCCGAGAGUCGCAUCUCUUUAAAUCACAGUUCGUAAAAGAUGGGACGCAGAAAGUCGAAGAGAAAACCCCCUCCCAAGAAAAAGAUGACGGGAAACCUGGACACCCAGUUCACCUGCCCCUUCUGUAACCACGAGAAGUCAUGUGACGUUAAGAUGGAGCGAAGUCGAAAUACGGGGAUAAUAUCCUGUACUGUGUGUCUAGAGGAAUUCCAGACACCAAUAACCUAUCUCUCAGAGCCGGUGGACGUGUACAGUGAUUGGAUAGACGCUUGUGAAGCAGCCAAUCAGUAGUUUUGCAGGGUCAAAGGUGACCAAAUACUCUGAAAGAUUUGUGUUUGUUUUUACCUUCUGUAUUGAUUCACUGUUCAAUCUUGUAUUGAAGCUGAAAUAAUCAUCUAAUAAAGCCACAGGAGGAGGUUCAGGCAACACUGAGAUGAUGAUGAUGAUUAAAAUCCAGCCUUUUUCCUUUUUGUUAAUUGUUACAAAAAUUCUGAAAGAAGUGAAACAGAUGUAAUUUUCAAAAUAGCUGUUUUUAGAUUGUCUUGUGCAUUUUACGAUUUAGGUUUUUAUAAGACCAUGUAGUAUCAUUUAAAUAAUUAGCAUAUUCUCUCGUGGAAAACCUCGGUCCACUUCUGUUGUGGAAUCGGUUCAAAUGUAUUGUUACAAACAUUUCCGUUUCAUGAAAAUAAAGAGAAAUAAUUUGAAAA